This is a messenger RNA of Phycomyces blakesleeanus NRRL 1555(-), 1383 nucleotides long. RefSeq lists its product as hypothetical. Gene Ontology annotation, molecular function: protein binding. The record is from RefSeq and is a predicted model, not a curated record. NCBI's taxonomy places the organism in Eukaryota, Fungi, Mucoromycota, Mucoromycetes, Mucorales, Phycomycetaceae. Bases 1 to 1383 code for a protein of 460 amino acids. The transcript has a single exon.
AUGUCAAAUUCAACAAAAACAAUUAGUCUUGUUGACCUUCCAUUUGAACUAGUUCUCAAAAUAAGUAGCUAUCUACGUUUUGCCGACGUUUGGUACCUUGGAACAUGCUCAAAAUUAUACCGUCAAUUGGCUUACCAAAUACUGUUUCAUGACUACAAUAUCAAUCUAAUCAAACCCUUCCUCAUCAACCCUCUCGAUAACCUUAUUCAUGCUGCCGUCGCUUUUCUCAGCCGCCAUUGCUACAGCUCUACAACAAACAAUAUUAACCAAAGCAUUCUGAAUUCAGUUUCAAACCGACUAGCCAAGGAGAUCUACUAUCGCACACCAGAAUCUCCGGAUUUCGGAUCUUCACUUGAAUUCCUGCUUGACAAAUCAUUCAUUACACUUUUCAGCCAUAUAUUCUGUGAUCAGCCCUUGGAGAAUCUCCAGAAGACUGGCUAUCUUGUCCCUGCGCUCAAAAAACGUUAUUUGAAUUUAGAAGAUAAAGCAGCCAACGAACCAGCUCCAACAGCUGAUGAUCCAGGACAAAUAAACGACGAAUCAAUCCAAACAGCUAAUGAACCCAUCCCGACGGUCGAUGAGCCAGCUCAAGUAAUUAAUGAACCAAUCCAAACAGUCAAUGAGCCAGCUCAAAUAGUUAAUGAACCGGCCCAAACAGUCAAUGAGCCAAUUCAAGCACUCGAUGAGCAACUUCAAAUUCUUGAACAACAAGUUCGAAUGCUCAAUGAACCACUUCAAAUAAACUUUCAACCAAUCCAAAUAGUCGUUGAACAAAUUAAAAUAAAAAGAGAAUCACGAUUUACCACUCGAUCGAAUGUAUUGAUUGCCGACUUGAUUACUAAACUUUGCUACAAACUGACACUUCUAUUUUCCCAUCCGAUUAGAAGUAUUUGGCAUAAUGUGUUACUUUCGCACCUCGAACGUAACUUUGAACUCGUGUCUAAAAAAUACAGACAGGCCCACAAAGAGCGAAGAGAAUACACCAAAAGCGAUAUAUCCAGUCCAAACUAUCACAUCUUACUUUUUUUCAUGUUUACCUGCGCCCUCUUUGAAAACAAUCUUAUUGCACCAGCUGAUGUUGACAGCUUACUUUACUACAAAUUGAGGACACUUUUUAUCACAAAGCCCACGGACCUUUCCUUUGGAGGCCCUGCUGUGUUCCAUGUUGACCCUCAGGCUGGAGCUGGUAUAUACGAUCCCAAGAAUCUGCAUUUUAUUUUCAAUCUCUGGCUUUUCGAGACUCAAUAUCGAAUGAGUAUUUUGCUUGAUCUAUCCCAUGCUGCACGCCAUUACUAUAUCAGACUUGGGGACAAUAAUCUCAUCGGGUUUCCCUUGUUGUUUUCAAUGUUCAAGGAAACUGCUGAUUCAUUCAAAGUAAAUUAG